GGGCUGCGCCUGCGCAGCCGUGGGAGGCGGGGUGCUGGGGCUGUGAGGAGUCUGGUUUGUUGUUGUUGUCCCAGCUCCGGGGGCUCCUCAGUUGCCGCCGCGCCGCCAUGUCCUGUCCUCAGGAGCCGCCGCAGCACAACAACAACAACAACCCCCCGGAAGAGGGGGCGCCCGCCGAGCCGGGCCUCAACAGUUCCUGGGUGGAGUUACAGAUGAACGGCAAUGGCAAUAGCAAUGAUAAUGCUAGUGGGAAAAAUGGGGGCCUGGAACAUGUCCCUUCGUCAUCCUCUAUCCACAAUGGAGACAUGGAAAAAAUCCUUCUGGAUGCCCAGCACGAAUCAGGACAGAGUAGUUCAAGGGGUAGUUCGCACUGUGACAGCCCUUCCCCUCAAGAAGACGGACAGAUAAUGUUUGAUGUGGAAAUGCACACGAGUAAGGACAAUAGUUCUCAGUCUGAAGAAGAAGCAGUAGAAGGAGAGAAAGAAGUGGAAAUUUUGAAGAAAAGUGCUGACUGGGUUUCAGACUGGUCGAGUAGGCCUGAAAACAUUCCUCCCAAGGAAUUUCACUUCAGACAUCCUAAACGUGCAGUAUCUUUAAGUAUGAGAAAGAGUGGAGCUAUGAAGAAAGGUGGCAUUUUCUCUGCUGAGUUUCUUAAGGUUUUCAUUCCAUCUCUGUUUAUAUCUCAUGUUUUGGCUUUGGGACUAGGCAUCUACAUUGGAAAACGACUGACCACACCUUCAGCCAGCACUUACUGAGAGAAGCAGAAUGCCAAACUUGGAAAUCCACGUGACCUGUGAAGAUGUUAUUGUCACAUUAGUACAUUUGAACUUGACCAUUUUAAGCAUGACCCCAGCCCUGCCCUUUCUUUACAUAUCCAGGUUCCAGUAACUCUUGGGAUUCAGUAUUGUAUUGGAACUCUGUUGAGGUGUUUGACUACCCACCUUCUCUCCCCCCACCCCUUGGCCUGCAAAACACUUCAGUUGCCUAACAGACUGUACAAUUGUCUAUACAUUGCAAGGGCUUCUUUCAGUACAAAAUUCCACCAGCAAAUUAUAAUUUUAUCAGUGAUGCUGUUGCCUCCUCUAGUACAACCUGACUUAAAUCUGCAACUGCUCAUGGAAUAAAUGUUGACUGUAUUAUAACAAUUGCCAAUCUCUUUAAAAGAAACUGAAGGUUGGUUAAAGUAAAAGUGAGUCUUUGUUUUUAGAAAACUGUUGGCUGUAAAUCAAACUAAAAAAUCAUUGGCAAUAAAGAAUAAAUAAAUUUUAAAACCAGCUUUUUGGGUAAUUUACUAACCCCCUAUUUUGGCCAUGAGUUUUAGUUUGCAGAAGGCAAAGACUGCACAAAACAUAAAGCAGGAUAAUAACUUAAAGUCAUCAGCAUAUGCUAAUACUAGAUAAUUGUCAUAAUCUUGUCUUUCUAUGAGGUAGGCUCCUUGUUUUUGGUAGGAAAAUCUAAUGCCUAGAAAACGUUAGAGGAAUUGUGUUGUUUGCAUGUGAAGAAGCUUUUAUUUUCCUUUAGCUUUUUCCUUACUGGAAAAUUGUAAAUAUAAAGUUUUCCUUUAUAAAAGCAGUUUGAAUGCAAAUAUUUUUGGUGUAUUUAGACCAGGGAUCCCCCGAUUUGGUUCAUGGCUUGUUCAGGGUAAACCCCUGGCAGGCCGCGAGACACUUUGUUUAUCUGAGCUUACUGGGAGCUGCUAGCGGCCAUACCUGCAGAUGCUCAGGUAAACAAAGCGUCUCAUGGCCCGCCAGAGGCUUACCCUGAACACGCCAUGAACCAAGUUUGGAACCCCCUGAUUUAGAUUCUCUGUAAAAAGGGGAGUCUCUUGAAACCAUCUACAAUGAUAAAGAUACGGUAGUUCAGUAGGUACUCAAAAGCAUUUGAUCUGCUGUCUUCUUUAGUGAAGUUUUCAAUAUUUCCAUUUCUCAUUGUUUACUGUACAGUCUCCCUUGGGGAUAAUGUAGACCCUAAGGUCAUUAGUGACGUCUCAUGUAGCUAGGUAGAAUUCUCACUAAUGUUGUUGAACUUUUAUCUUUGGGAACACUCAGCCUUGUCCUUCUUCAGUGACACUUUCUUCAAAAUGUGACGCUUUAGUACCAAAUCAUUACAAAGCAUCAGGACAUAGCCUUGUCCUUAAGUAGAUUUUAUUGGAUUUCAAAACAUGUAGCAUGACUCUGAAGGAUAGAAUACUUGGGUUUUUUAAUAUAUAUAAAAAUAUGAUAUAGGCUUUUUAAUACUAAAUAUUUAGGGAACCAAUGUUAAUUUUAAAACUAGCAAAAUCUCAUUGAAAUGGGAAAUGCAUUAGGCUGACUUGUAGAAAAUGUUAAGAAAAACUGGUCAGCAAGUUUGGAAGAGAAACCUACCUUAAGUUUUCUGCUUGCAUCAGAUAAAGUUGAUGAUUUGGUAUAGCAGUGAUAGUUCAAAACAGUUCAAGCAUGGAAGCUAAUUCCUAGCUGAGGUUUGCUUUAAAAAGGGCACCUCAGGAAGCAAAGAGGCUAAGUAUGAAAUCCAUUUAAAAAAUGUGUUCAUUUUAUUCUCCACUUCUCACAGCCUUUAGGAGAAGGUUAGUAGGCUUUAAGACAAGUCCAGUGUGAAAGGGUAGUUGAAGCAUUCUGUUUAGGCAUCUGUUUUUUCCUUUAAUCUCAGAUAUUAGUAGCUCGUGAAUUAUCUACAACUACGUAUUUAUUUCAAGUGUGGAUAUUGGGUUUCAUCCAGACGUGGAAGAAAAAAGUGACGAGUGUUUUUAGGCAGUAUAAACCACCUUAUUUUAGAGACCUAAAUAAAACAGGAAGGGAGAAAGGCUGGUAUACUUUAUUAGUACUAAUUAUAGCAUCUUCUUUUGUAUGAAAAUUGGAAUAGUAGCAAAAUAGAUUUAUAAUAAGUAGGGAAUAUCUUUGUUUUAAAAAAAAACACCAUCCAUAUUACAUUGAUUCAUCUGCAGAAUACUUGAUAAAUUAAUAUGUUACAAGCUUGUGACUAGAGGAUAAGCACAGCUAUGUGCUAAUAUUUCAAGCAGCUGUGAGAUUAAAAAUUGUUCAUGGAAAAUAUUACUGAAAAAUGGAUACCUGAUCACUGUAGCACUUGUUAUCAUACAAUGAUACAAUGCAGUAUUUAUUGAUACCCACACACAAGCUUGGGAUGGAAGUCUACAACUUUUAGUUUUACAAUGAACCGAAACAGAUCGUUGUAUAAUCUGAAAAGGGGUUUCAGCUAUUGAUAGUUGAAGUUUUGUUAAGAUAAAUAUUGUUUAAAAGCUUUAUACCUGUUUACAAUUUUGGGGAAAAAAAUGCAGGCUUCAUUUUUCUUGUGUUCAGUGAAAACUGGCUUAAAAUAUUUGUAAAUAGGAUCAAGCAAAAAUACAUAAACUCGCACAUUAAAAAAAUGUGACAGGCUAACCUAACUGUAGCAAGUACAUAUUUACUUACUCUGUUUUGAAAAGUAAAAACUGAAAACGCUGUUAGAAAUUCAGAUUUUUUAAUUGACCCACUUGUUGAAAUUAUUGAAGUUAACUGAGCCAAAGUGAUUAUGCAUCCUUCAUAUAUUUAGUUAGCACUUUGUAACAUUAUAUACAGUUUACAGUACAUGUAUAAGUUGUAGCUAUAAACAUUUUGUGCCAUUAAAGCGCUCACAAAGCUCUC
Gopherus evgoodei (Goodes thornscrub tortoise) is the source of this 3638-nucleotide messenger RNA. It is a transcript of the gene BNIP3L, whose product is annotated as BCL2 interacting protein 3 like. The record is from RefSeq and is a predicted model, not a curated record. Lineage: Eukaryota; Metazoa; Chordata; Testudines; Testudinidae. Gene Ontology annotation, biological process: positive regulation of apoptotic process; defense response to virus; mitochondrial outer membrane permeabilization. Bases 108 to 755 code for a protein of 215 amino acids. The transcript is spliced from 6 exons. Gene Ontology annotation, cellular component: nucleus; mitochondrial envelope; mitochondrial outer membrane.